GCCCUCCCAGGCUCCCUCCCCUCCCUCCGUCAUCCGGGUCCUGGGCGAGCGGGAGCCUUGCGCGUGUCCUGCGGCCGAGCUACUAAUAAAGUUGCAAAGCGGAGAAGCGCCAGAGUCGGGAGAGCGCACCAGCCGGCCCGCGAAACUUGAACCAAUGAAAGAAGCAUAUGGCGCUUGUGAAGAUAAAUGUUAUUGCUCCUUCUGUAAUUGGAACUCCUGCUUAGGACCUGUAUGUGACUUUUCACCUUGAUCUGUUCUUCUAGUUACUACUGACUUUGAUUACAGGAAGGUCUCUGAAGAUUUGUAUCAAAUGACGUCAAUGGCCAGCUUGUUUUCUUUUACUAGUCCAGCAGUGAAACGAUUAUUGGGCUGGAAACAAGGUGAUGAGGAGGAAAAAUGGGCAGAAAAGGCAGUCGAUGCUUUGGUAAAAAAGCUAAAAAAGAAAAAGGGUGCCAUGGAGGAACUGGAGAAAGCCUUGAGCAGUCCAGGACAGCCGAGCAAAUGUGUCACUAUUCCCAGAUCUUUAGACGGACGUCUCCAGGUUUCUCACAGAAAAGGCUUACCACAUGUCAUAUAUUGUCGUGUUUGGCGCUGGCCUGAUUUGCAGAGUCAUCAUGAGCUAAAGCCAUUGGAUAUUUGUGAAUUUCCUUUUGGAUCUAAACAAAAAGAAGUUUGUAUCAACCCAUACCACUACAAGAGAGUGGAGAGUCCAGUCUUACCUCCAGUAUUAGUGCCUCGACAUAAUGAAUUCAACCCACAACACAGCCUUCUGGUUCAGUUUAGGAACCUGAGCCACAAUGAACCGCACAUGCCACAAAAUGCCACAUUUCCAGAUUCUUUCCACCAACCCAACAACACUCCCUUUCCCUUAUCUCCAAACAGCCCCUACCCCCCUUCCCCUGCUAGCAGUACGUACCCCAACUCCCCAGCAAGUUCUGGACCAGGAAGUCCUUUUCAACUCCCAGCUGAUACGCCUCCUCCUGCCUAUAUGCCACCUGAUGAUCAGAUGGGUCAAGAUAAUUCCCAGCCUAUGGAUACGAGCAAUAAUAUGAUUCCUCAGAUUAUGCCCAGUAUAUCCAGCAGAGACGUUCAGCCUGUUGCUUAUGAAGAGCCCAAACAUUGGUGUUCAAUUGUCUACUAUGAAUUAAACAAUCGUGUUGGGGAAGCUUUUCAUGCAUCAUCUACUAGUGUGUUAGUGGAUGGAUUCACAGACCCUUCAAAUAACAAAAGUAGAUUCUGCUUGGGAUUGUUGUCAAAUGUUAAUCGUAAUUCAACAAUUGAAAACACUAGACGACAUAUUGGAAAAGGUGUUCAUCUGUACUAUGUUGGCGGGGAGGUGUAUGCGGAGUGUCUCAGUGACAGCAGCAUAUUUGUACAGAGUAGGAACUGCAAUUUUCAUCAUGGCUUUCAUCCCACCACCGUCUGUAAGAUUCCCAGCAGCUGCAGCCUCAAAAUUUUUAACAAUCAGGAGUUUGCUCAGCUUCUAGCUCAGUCUGUCAACCAUGGGUUUGAGGCAGUAUAUGAGCUCACCAAAAUGUGUACCAUCCGAAUGAGUUUUGUCAAGGGCUGGGGAGCAGAGUAUCACCGGCAGGAUGUUACCAGCACCCCGUGUUGGAUUGAGAUUCAUCUUCAUGGGCCUCUGCAAUGGCUGGACAAAGUCCUUACUCAGAUGGGCUCGCCUCUGAACCCCAUAUCUUCUGUUUCAUAAUGCAGAAGUGUUCUUUUUAAUUAUAUUAGUGGACUUGUUUUAAUUUUAGAGAGACUUCCAGUACAGAUACUGUGAGCUGACAUGGAAAAACAGAUAUUACAGCUUAUUUUUUUCUACAUAAUUGUGACCAACACAUUUGUAUUUUGUGAUGAAUCUACAUUGGUUUGUAUUCAUGUUCAUGUGAUUAACUUUCAAAAGUCUUGUGAAAGAUGCAGAGUAUUAUGCCCCCAUAGAUUGAUCUUAAACUAGAACAUGCUUUUGUUUAUUAUCCCAAUACUUUUUAAAAAUUUGUUAAUUUCUAAAAAAAUAAUACAUCACAUGAUGAAAAAUUGUAGUGUUAAGACGGCAUAUAUAGUGAAAAAUAAGUUCCUUUCUUGAUCUUUCAGAAGCUGUACUUCUAACAAAUUCUUUGUCCCACUAACUUUAAAAAAGCAUAAUACAUUGUUUUUCAAAAGCAUAAGGUAGGGGCUUACACUAUUAAAAAAUCUUUUUUUGAAGGAACACUAUGCACUGCUAUAACAAGUAGUGUUCAGUAAAAGCAAAGUGAUAGUUUUCUAGCUGCCAUCAUAAAAUUUACAUUUAAUAUAGCUAAAUGUCUGUCAGUGUAAUGUGAUUUCAUGCUAUGUAUCUUUUGUAAAACACUUCCUUUUUAAAAAAAUUAUACAAGUAAUUGAUCUCUCUUAUAUGUCAUUUAUUCAGAAUCUGUUGUAAGUACAGUCCUACUUUAUCGCUAGUGACAGUGUAUGCACGGCCUUGUUCAGCUGUCUGCCGCUUUUGACCAGUGUUGCAAGAACUCUAAUUUUGACAUGCAUUAACCUUUUAUUUUGCACUUUUAUGAGUGACAGUUUUUAGUAUAACCUUUGCUAAAGCACACUCAAGUGACUUGGAUUUAGAUGCUUAUCUUUACUUCUUGUACCCCUUUUGUAUUAACAAACACUGCAAUUUAUAGAUUACAGUUGUAGAAAGCUAUGCAUUUUAAAAUUUUCAACCUAGGUUAUAACACAGUUAAUCUGUAGUCUAACUAAGGUGUCUUAAAUUCUCUACAGUUCUAUGGGUGUUAUUAAUGUUGGGCAAAUCAUGUACUUAAUGAUUUUACUUUUACUUGUAUCAGUCUCCCCAUGCAAUGACCUGUGCACUACUUCUACUUGAUCUUAGCCAAAAGGCCGAGAAGCGAUGUGUGCACUACUUCCAUAGCCAUAGGAGAUGUCAAGGAUGAGGCUACUGGUCUGAUAUGAAAUGAGUCAGCAGUAGAUGUUGGGAUAGCUGGUUUUAAAAUAUUCACAUUUCAAAAAAAAUGCAGACUUAUUUCACCAUCAGUGCUCUUUUUCAAGUACCCACGUUGAUGCUAGUCUCACAGAACAUAAUCCUCUAAGAGGAAAGACAAAAACCCUAAAUAUCCAUUUAAUCAGUCAUGCCUUUGGCAUUGAUCAUAGGACUCUUAACCACUUUUUCUAGGGUGCAGUCAGAUGGAUCUUAGUUGUGGCAUGAGAAUGAAGAAAUUAUUUUGAAAAGUUAAUGACCUAAUUUUCCUAUCAAAAUGAGCUUUAUUUUCUGAUGCCUUUUGAAAGCAUAUAGAGCCAUGUCAUUCUUCUGUUAAAAAUACUUUGGUUUGACUUUUGACUUUACCCUUCCUGCUUUUAUGAAAAAAAAAGCGCAUUUGUUAAGGAAAGGAUUUUUUGAUCUUUUUUUUUUUCUGUGUCAUUAUUUAUUGCUUUUUCAAAGUGCAGCCAUUGGAUGGUUUUUGUUCCUUCAGAUGAAAUGCCAUGUGUGUUUCAGCCCACAGUUGUUUGCUGGGUAAAAUGAAUUCUUUCAGUCACCUGAGCCUUAAACAUAUAUGUUACAUAGCAAGUAUUCUUACACUUCCAAAGCUGGAUCAGUCACAUGACAGAGAAUUACUUUCUUAUUGAUAGAACUUAAGAAUUUUUAUCAUUCUUUUAUUUAGCAGGCUCAUGGCAGUCUUUGGAACAAUCUUAUAUAAAAAAAACACGUUGAAUGACAUACAUGUAAUCACCUUUAGUGGAUUCUAGUAAACUAGUAGAAACUACUGUUUGAUGUUUUCAGCUUGUAAGCUAAAAAUUGCUACUUGCAGUCAUCAUGUAACAGCCUUUAGGAUUAGCAGGAUUUUAUUUGUCCUUUUCUGUAUUUUUUCUAAGGAGUUUUUUCUCAUGAUUAAUAGUACUGAAAAUAUUAACUAUUAAAGAGUUUUCCUGAGAACCAGGUGUGGUGAUACAUGCGUGUAAUCCAAGCACUCCUGGAGGCUAAAGCAGGAGGAUCAUAAGUGCUAGCCUAGCCUGGGCAACUUAGUGACUUAAAGUCCCCAAGGCUGCACAUGUAUCUAUGAAUAGGAAAUGAAAAUUGCUAGUAAUAUUAAAAACAAAAAAGUAAAAUUUUGGCCAAAAAGGAUCUCUUAAAAAGAAGCCAUUUCAGAAUAUAGGGUUAAGGUUUUUUUUGUUUGUUUUUUUGAGACAUGGUCUCACUGUGUAAUUCAGGUUGGCCUUGAACCCACUGUGUGGCCCAGGCUGGCCUCAAACCCAGGCUGGUGAUCUUCCUGCCUCAGCCUUCCAAGGGCUGGGAUUACUGGUGUGCACCACCACACCCAGCAAGAUUUUUAAAAAAAUCUAAAUAGUAGUUUUUAGUCAAAUUUAUGCAAACAUCAGCACCAUUAGAAUAAUCACACUCUGUAGCAUUUAAAAAAUAUAUAUAUAUCAGCUAAAAAGAAUAAUAAAGUUAUAUGCAGUUUGGUGUAUGCAUAAAGUAGAAUAGAAUAAAAAAUCUCAGUGGUGAAAGCAACAAGUAGAUGUUGACUGGAAAAAGGAUAAAAGAGGUGUAUUUGACUGGCAUUUCUUAGUAUAUUAUGAUCUGGUUGGUAUUUCCUGGCUAAAUGAUGAAAUGUAAAUUUGUAGGCGUGUUAUUGGUAUACUGAAAUUCAUACUUAGAGAAAAUGUAAGGAAGACAUCAAGAAUAUCAAAUAUGCAUCAAAGUAUAAGUAAUUUUUACAUCAUGGUUGCUAUUUAAGAAAACUGGUAAUAGAACUGGCUGGAUUGCUGAGGUGAAAUUCAGUAAAUACAGUUACUAGAUAGUUCAGUAAGCCACAUCUAAAGUACAGAUAGAGGAUGUGCUAUUUUGUAUUUUUCAUAUUUGAGAGUAAGACAUCCUUUUGAGAUAUAAAAUGAUCGGUAAAUCUUCAAACUUGAAAUCUAUUGUCAAAAUAAGAUUGGGGGCUCACCUUCUAAAACUGCAUCUCAAGGGCUCCCUAUGUGAAACAGUUCCUUCCUCAUAUAGUGUCCUUUUGCAGGAGAAAGUUUAUAUAAUAAUUAAAAAUCCUACCCGUAGCAGACAAACUCUUCUGUUAUAGAGAACAUUUGGUAUACUAAUUUGAAUCCCUCCCUCCCUCCCUCUCUCCUUUCCUUCCUUCAUUUUGUGGUACUAAGAAUUGAACCCAGACUAGGCUUGAACUUGGAAUCCUCCUCAUCCAACUGAUUCUUUUUUUUUUCGCCUGUACUGGACAUUGAACUUGUGAUCCUUCUGCCUCAUGUUCUCAAAUAGCUGUGAUUAUAGGUCUGCACCCUCACUGGAGUUCUUUAUACUUUUUCUAGUCAUUUGCUUAAUAGUACUUUGGAUCAUUAUCACCUUUCUCACUUAAAAUAUAUUAAUAUCCUUUGUACUUCCUGAGGAAGGAAGACUCUUGAUAAUUGUUGAACUCAACCUCCAGUGAUGUCUCACAUUUUGGACCUAUUUACUUUGAAGACAUCAGAGCCCACCUGCCUUUGUCUUACUAUUAACAUCUUUUCUUGAUCUCUGAAUAUAAACGUGUGUCCUCAUAACCAUCAGCUAAAUAAACAAGAAUCUUUUGAGAUAGUACAAGUCUGAUGGUUUUUGAAGUGUUUGGUGAAUUUCAUGGGAAGGCAUUUUCCUAAGUGGUGGCUUUUAGGUUUCCUCAGAUAUUAACUAGGCAGCUUUUUGGAGGAUCAUCUCCAGUUUGCCUGUUUUCCCCAGAGCAGCAGUAUUUUCUUCAUGGAUACAGGUAAUAUUCUUGGAGAUUUUUCUUAUCACAAAGUAUGGAAAGUGAAAAUUCAAGGCAUAUUUUCUAUAGAAACAAAGAAUUUUAAUUGCUGGACAGAAACUUGCAAAGUCCUUUGAAAUCCACUGGAUUACAGUUUACUGUGUUCUGAUAACAGGAGGUAACAGUAUUUAUCAAGCCUUUUUUAUACUAGAUUACUCAUAAAAGAAACAUCUCCCUGGCUGGGGCUGUUCAGGUACAGCAUUUACCUAGGUGCUUGCAGCCCUCAGUUCUAUCCCUGUUGAUAUGGUGGUGGACUGGGGGGAGACCUUCCUUAUUUCCCCAAAUAUAACUGUAUUAUAAUUGGAGUGACACUCUAAAAUUUAAUAAUUUACCACAACCAGUGGGUUGGGGUGGUUUUUAAAGUAUGAAUACAUGCUGUAAGGUUGCUGAUAGCAGUUCCUGUAAAAUAAGUGAUGAAUUAUUUCAUUGUAAAGAUCUAGUUCUAGAGCAGGAUUCUUUGAUCAUUCGUGGCACAAUGAGAAAGAGUUAUGUUAUUCUUGUCCAAAUAACUCAGUUCUUAAAAUUCUUAAAAUUACUGCAAACCAUUAUCGUUUAAGGAUUUGUUUAAAAUUGCUGUAUUUAAAAAGUUAAAAAUUUUGUGUACAGGUAGAUUCUUUUCCCAUUAAAAGAUAGCAUCUUUUUAAAUACUAGCUGGUAUUAGCUAUAACAAAACUCCUGUUAGGCCAAAGAGUCCCACAUUUUUUGUAAAAGAAGAAAUAUAUUAGGGUCAGAUUGUUCCUUUUAAUACUAUUGGAGAUGGUGUUGCUUGUUUUAUUGAUAACGUAUUUUAGCUGUAGGAACUAUUGAUAAUGGUUGGGCAAAUGAUAUUCUUUUUGACCUGGUUGAAAAUUCAUUUAUUUUAAAUUAGGAUAGGAUUGUAAUUAUGGAAACUCAAUGUGUGUACCUACCCCCAUUCUCUUAAUAAAAUAUUUUAUAUGCAGAUGAUAAAGACCAAACCAAUGGCUGCACUCUUGUCUAUUUGUACUUGUUCUGCUUCUGUUUAUGUGUAGAAAAUGAAAUUCUAGUAAAAUGCUUCAAUUCUAUUAUCUUUUUGAUACUUACAAAAAUGUGUUAGGUUUUACUAUAUUGUGCUUUUCAAAGCCAUAACUCUUAAGAAAUUUGUUUUUGCAUAUUGUUUGCUAAACUUUAUUUUAAUAAACCUCAAAAUCUGCUUAUUGUGUCAUAUUUAUUUGUGAUACUUUGCUCUGAUUUAUGUUCUAUUAAGAGGAGUUACAAAAGAGGCAUGAAAUUAUCGGUUGAUGCAACCAACUGAAUUAUAUUUUUGUGUGCUAGUGGUAGAAAAUAUGACUAUACCAUACCUUCCCAUCCAGCUCAGAAUAAUCAGGUUUGCUCAGAAUGAUCGCUCUUUCUUUCCAUUGUUUAUAAGGGAGUUAGUGAGUUUUUCUCUUUUAUUUUAAAGGGGGAUUUGGGCCUAUAGUCUUCAAUUUUUCUGAGUUUAGCCGCUACUUUUCCUUUUCUAGAUUUUUUCUUUUUGUCUAAAUGAGGGGGCUUGACAGGAUAAUUGGGAGGCAUGACAGGCAGAUUGCAUUUAGGACCUCUGACUCUGGCAUCAGCCUGUCUGCGUUUUGAGUGCUGGUCUCUGUAGCUCUGCGCUCUUACACAGGUAGCUUAACCAGUCUGUGCCUCAAUUAACUCAUCCUACUUCAUAGAACAUUAAAUGAAGUGAUACAAGUACAGUUCUUAGAAAUGCCUAGUACAAAAUAGCUCAUACUUUCAAUUAUCAUUAUCUUUUCACAUUUCUGUUACUUGUAUGAUUCAGAGUAAUCAUUUCUGAUGCUUCUUGAUCUUGGUAGAUCAACCCUUGAUUAUCCUCUUUGUGAAUUAGAUGUGCUUUUUUUUCUUGUCCUUCCCCUCCAUUUUUUUGAAAAAAAAAAAAAAA
Messenger RNA from Heterocephalus glaber (naked mole-rat), 7671 nucleotides. It is a transcript of the gene Smad5, whose product is annotated as SMAD family member 5. Gene Ontology annotation, molecular function: DNA-binding transcription factor activity, RNA polymerase II-specific; I-SMAD binding; RNA polymerase II cis-regulatory region sequence-specific DNA binding. Lineage: Eukaryota; Metazoa; Chordata; Mammalia; Rodentia; Bathyergidae. The record is from RefSeq and is a predicted model, not a curated record. Gene Ontology annotation, cellular component: heteromeric SMAD protein complex. Gene Ontology annotation, biological process: BMP signaling pathway; transforming growth factor beta receptor signaling pathway; SMAD protein signal transduction.